This is a messenger RNA of Paramecium tetraurelia, 2160 nucleotides long. RefSeq lists its product as uncharacterized. NCBI's taxonomy places the organism in Eukaryota, Ciliophora, Oligohymenophorea, Peniculida, Parameciidae. Gene Ontology annotation, cellular component: nucleus. Gene Ontology annotation, biological process: peptidyl-lysine monomethylation. The transcript is spliced from 4 exons. Gene Ontology annotation, molecular function: protein-lysine N-methyltransferase activity. The record is from RefSeq and is a predicted model, not a curated record.
AUGAAAAGACAUAGCAUAGGAAAAAAAUUUCGCAAAAUUAAAGCCUUGAAGAAGGCUGAUCCUCAUGCAAUUAUUCCUGAAGCUCCAGAAUAAUUAUAACAAUAUAUUAAAGAACUUACUUCAAAAGGAUUAAAGAUCAAUAAAGUUUAAUACGCUAUGUUUUAAACAAAAAAUGGGUUGCGUUAUCCUGGUUUAAUUGCGACGGAGCCCAUAAAGUCAAAGGAUACUCUGGUCUCUCUACCAAAAGAAUUAUUAUUAACCACUCGACAUGCAUUUGAAUCUCCAUUAAAGCAAGUUUUUAUGGAAUUCCCACAGCUUUUUAGCCCUAAAUUCCUCCCUUAAUGGGAAGAUUACCAAUUUCUAGCAUUUUUACUCUAUGAAUAUUAGAAAGGUCCUGAGUCAAAAUGGCAUUUACUCAUUUCCAAUUUACCCAGAGAUAUUGAUUAUGCAGUGUUUUGGAGACCAGAAGAUUAAGCAUUUUUAGAAGAUAAAUAUUUAGUCAAGUUGGCCAAAAAAUAACGUUAAGAUUUUAUGGUUGCCUUUAAAACACUUAAAUUCAUUACAGAUAAAUAUCGAAACCUAUUUAAGCCAGGGAUAGUAACAGAAGAAAAUGCAAUCUGGCUUUAUACACAUAUUAUUUCAAGAUCAUUUGGAGGCCAAGGAUUAAAAUAUGUCACUAUGGUUCCAUUUUGUGAAUUGUUUAAUCAUGAACAAGUUGAUGUUUGUUAUGACUUUUCGUACAAGGACAGGUCUUCAAAUUACGAUGAUGUAUUCAUGUCUAAGAAAAUAGUUAAAGGAUAAGAGGAUGUUGAUGUUGAUGAUCUGUCUCUUUCCUCUUCUGAUCAUUCUUAGGGUUCAGAAGAUGAUAUAAGUGAUUCUGAAUUUGUGAUGGAUGAUUAUGAUGAAUAUACAGAAUUUGAUUUCGAUUCAUUUAAGGAAUUUUCUUAUAGAAAUUUUCUUGAAAAUCAAAGGAAGAUGUCUGAUAUAAAACCAUUACCAAAUGAAGAACAAGAGGAAUUCUACAAAAGAGUUUAAAAUCAAUAAUUGUUAUUGAAUAAAUUGAGGAAAGAGUUUCACAUUAAGUUAAAUAUCUAAAGAGAUGUUUUUCAAUUAGCAAUUGAUUGUAAAUCAUUUUUAUUCAAAAACAUUGAUUUUGGAGAUAAUUAUUCAAUAUUCUUUUUAGGAUAAGUAUUCAACGUGUUGGACACUACCAUCUCAGAUUAUUUUGAAGAUGAAAAAUCCUCAGCCAAAGCGAGAGAAGAUAUCAAGAAAGUCUAAAUAACUUGCACUGUUUACAAGGAUUAUUUAUAUGGAUUUUUAAAUAAUGUAAUGAAAAAGCCAAUCUAGCAGAAAAUCAAUAUGUUUGCUCAAAAAAUUGGCAGGAAAAUAAUAAGAGGGUUUGAAACUAUUGAACAAGUAUUAUCUCAACCCGUUGAUCGUAAAUCAGAAUAUUAUAAAUCUGAUUGGGAAAUAGAUAACUUUGAAAAUUUUCAUAUGCGAACCAGAGAUCCAUUCGAAAAAGGAGCUUAAGUAUACUUCUGUUAUAGUCGCUUGUCAAAUAGAUAAAUGCUCUUGAAAUAUGGAAUGGCUUUGGAAUACAAUAAAUACGAUAGUACAUUUUUGAGAGUUGAAUAUAUAAAGUAUCUUAAAAACAAGGAAGCUAUUUGGAUGGUUCAUAGAUUUAAACUCAAUAAAUUCAAAAGGUUUAAAUUAAAAUAUACCGUUCCCCCUUAUGACUUAAUAGUAUUUUGCAAAUUCGUUAAUUGGACUCUAUAUGUAAACUCAACUGAUACUCUUUUUAAAAUUAAAGACUUUAACUUAGAAAGAAAGGCAUUAUCUUUAGCUCUACAAAUUUUAGUAGAAGAGAAUGCAAGUUUCAAAGAAACAAUUGAAGAAUUAGAGAAAUAACUAUUUGACGAAAGCGUAGGAUAUCACGAAUAUUUUGCAAUAGUUUAUAGAUUGGAAAGGCUUAGAAUAUAUCGCCACAAUAUUAAUUUAAUCAAAAUAUGUAUAGUUGUUCUUGAUAGAAUCAUGAAUGGUGUUCCAUUUUAAGAAGCUAUUAAAAAAACAGAGUACGAUAACGACCUUUACGAUACAAAUCGUCAUAUACUACAGAUGUAUUUUGAUUAAAUGAAAUCAUUGGUGUAAUUAUCAAAAUGA